AUGUCCUCCAACAGACAGUAUGAUCUGGUCCUCCUAGGUCCCACCGGUUACACCGGUAGAUUUUGUGCGGACCAUAUCGUGAAGAACCAUCCUACCAAUCUGAAAUGGGCCAUUGCGGGCCGUUCAGCAGCAAAAAUGGACCCCAUUGUCCAGGAGCUCGAAACACUGAACCAAGAUCGACUUCAACCAGAUGUCCUUGAGGUCCAACUCAAUUCAGCCGACUUGACCGAACUGGCACAGAAGACAAGGCUCAUCAUCAACUGUGUCGGCCCGUAUCACUUGUACUCAACGCCAGUGGUGGAAGCUUGCGCAUCUCAUGGAACUCAUUAUGUGGAUGCAACCGGAGAGACCCCAUGGGUUAAGGUGAUCGUGGACAAGUAUCAUGAAACAGCGAAAAAUAAUGGCGCCAUUAUCAUUCCCUCGGUUGGAGUUGAAAGUGUCCCAGCCGACAUGCUGGCCUUUGCCCUUGUCAAGCACGUCCGGGAGGAGCUCGCCUCCCAGACGCGGGAGAUUGAUUGCUGUAUUAAGGAGCUCAAAUCAUCUGGUCCUAGCGGCGGCACCUUAAACACCGUUCUGAGCAUCUUCGAUUGGCUCCCGUCCUCGGAGUUGGUCAAAUCGAUGACACCUUUCUCGCUGGCAGCAUCAACCCCGCCUAAGGAUAUUCCACGCGAAUCGAUUAUCCACAAGCUCUUCGGUGCACGGUGGAUCCGAGAUCUGGGUACGGUGACGACUUCCCCGUCUGCCAUGGUAGACAUCACCACUGUGCACCGGAGCAGCACUUUAAUGCCAGAACUCUACGGAAAUCGCUUCUACUUCCGUCAAUUUUUACACGUACGCAACUCCUUUCUCGGUGUGCUCGUUCACGUUGGCUUCUUAAUCGGUAUUUCCCUUCUGGCCAUUCCUCCCGUGCGCACACUCUUGCGUCGAUUUAUCUACCAACCUGGUCAGGGCCCCACCACGCAGGCCUCGCAGCAUGACCGCCUUGAGUAUCAUGCUGUCGCAAAAGCGGAUCAGGAUGUUCCCGCUCCCAAGCGCGUCUUUGGCAAGUUCACUUUCGAGGGCAGCAUGUACGUGCUUACCGGCCUGCUGCUUGCUGAGGCUGCCAUGGUCAUUCUUGAUGAGGAGGAGAAGGUGAAGAAGGUCUCGCGUGGUGGCAUUGUCACCUCGGCAACUUUGGGUCAAGACUUUGUUGACCGUAUCGAUAAAGUUGGGUGCAAAAUUGACACUAAGACCUUCCAGUAUUGA
Molecule: messenger RNA, 1245 nt
Organism: Penicillium macrosclerotiorum
Lineage: Eukaryota; Fungi; Ascomycota; Eurotiomycetes; Eurotiales; Aspergillaceae
Product: saccharopine dehydrogenase family protein
Exons: 5
Coding region: 1-1245 (414 amino acids)
Biological process (GO): glycolipid biosynthetic process
Cellular component (GO): mitochondrion; plasma membrane; lipid droplet
Source: RefSeq, a predicted model, not a curated record